CUUCCUGAUUCCCGUUGUCCAUACAUAUGAUACAUACACGUGAAGGUCAGCAAUAGAGCCAUAAGGCUUUCAUAUUUACACAAAAUAUUGCUUUACGACCUAAUUUUAGUUAGAGAUGGAGGGCCAGGGAGCGACAGCCGACCCUCAGCUUCAGCACUUCAUCGAAAUUGAAUCUCAGAAACAAAGAUUUCAGCAGCUGGUUCAUCAAAUGACUGAGGUUUGCUGGGAGAAAUGUAUGGAUAAACCCGGACCCAAGCUGGAUUCAAGGACAGAAAUGUGCUUUGUUAACUGUGUGGAGCGAUUCAUUGACACCAGCCAGUUCAUCCUCAACAGACUGGAACAGACUCAGAAGAGCAAGGGCUCUUUCUCUGAGACCAUGUUGGACUAAAAACAUGUCAUUGGAAGGAUUGACAAGACACAUGCCCACCGCCUUCUGCUCUGUGAGGAGGCCGUUUGGUCCUGACGACUGGCCGCCGGCUGCAGAACUGUACCUUCAAAUGGAAAAAGGAACAACAACAAGUGUUACUUUUGAUAAAAGUGCCUCAGAUUAACACCAUGGAUGGACAUUCAGAAUCUAGGGUUUUAUUUGUCCUCCGCUUUAGGUCAGUUGUUAGCAGAGACCUUAUGUUAGUUUUGUCUGUCAAAUCGUGGACUUCAGUUCACUGGUCAAACUAUGAAAUUGAGUUUUGAAUGUGUCAGUAUCCAUCAUUAUAACAAUUGGGUUGAGCGUGUGUGAGACUGCAAGAAAUCUGGAUGCAUCUGGGACAUUGAGCUUGCCAGAUGUUUCUGACAGCUACAAGGAUUCCACCGUACUCGGCUGUAAUUUAAGAGAACUAACCAUGUCUUGACUGAAGAUGAGUGAGUUACCCGACUGUACGUAUGCAAUAAACAAAAUGCCAAAUAA
Dicentrarchus labrax (European seabass) is the source of this 904-nucleotide messenger RNA. RefSeq names its product translocase of inner mitochondrial membrane 8 homolog A (yeast) (gene timm8a). The record is from RefSeq and is a predicted model, not a curated record. Bases 116 to 388 code for a protein of 90 amino acids. Lineage: Eukaryota; Metazoa; Chordata; Actinopteri; Moronidae. The transcript is spliced from 2 exons.